Molecule: messenger RNA, 2488 nt
Organism: Dendronephthya gigantea
Lineage: Eukaryota; Metazoa; Cnidaria; Anthozoa; Malacalcyonacea; Nephtheidae
Product: cytochrome P450 10-like
Exons: 1
Coding region: 91-1632 (513 amino acids)
Biological process (GO): cholesterol metabolic process; cellular response to peptide hormone stimulus; C21-steroid hormone biosynthetic process
Cellular component (GO): mitochondrial inner membrane
Molecular function (GO): iron ion binding; heme binding; monooxygenase activity
Source: RefSeq, a predicted model, not a curated record
UAUAACUACUAUACGUGUAGCUAGAGUGCGUGUACGGUGUUCGACUUGAUUAAAAUUGGUUUCAGGUAGUACGUAGUUUUUGAUGAGACAAUGGCGUCUUUAUCUUGCAUUAUUCCGCGUAAUUGUUUCUCUAAACGAUUCCUCAGAUCAUCUUGGUCGCUUGCGAUUAAAGCACAGAGUUCAUCGUCUGUAACAGCGUCGAGCAACAGCAAAGUGUUGCCGUUUGCUGAUAUUCCAGGUCCUAAAGGAACUCUCCAAAAUCUUUGGGGCUAUGCGCUGAACAAAGGUGAGAUUCUUGACGUUUUAUCAAAACGCUUUGAAAGAUUUGGUCCGAUUUACCGCGAGCAAAUUUUGGACACACGAAUUGUCAACAUUUCUGACGUUGAUGCGAUAGAAAAAGUUUUAAACAUCGAACGAGAAUUUCCAAUGCGGCCCGGUUUCGAAGCCCUCGCUGAGAUUGUUGAGGACGAAAAUGGUCUUGGGCUCGUGUCAAACGACUAUGAAACAUGGUAUCCGGAAAGAUCCACCAUAUCGCCGAAGUUGAUGCGCCCGAAGGAAGUCAGAGAAUCAUUUCCAGUGCUAAAUACUGUAGCGAAUGACUUCAUGAAGCGAUUAGAUCUCCUCAAGCAGUCCGACGGCGUGGUAGACAAUAUUCGUAAGGAGUUAGCGUACUUUAUGGUGGAAUCGUUUGCUUCGUUUUUUUUCAAUCAACGUCUUGGAUUCUACAACCAUCCGCCAGAACCUGCAGCAGUCGCGUUUGUGAAUGCGGCUCUUGAUAUGGUUCGUAAUGUUGGGAAGCUUUUUUACACCACUCCUCUCAACAAGUAUAUCAAGACACCGCCAUACUAUCAGUUGAAGAGAAAUCUCGCCACUAUUCAUGCUUUAGGGAUGGAUAUUAUAGAAGAGGUAUUGGCAACGAAACAGCAAGGACGAGAAAACGAUUUCAGCAUCAAACAAUCAGUGUUUGAGUACCUUGUUGAAAAUGGCAUGAAUACGCCAAAGAGUAUGGCUGCCAUAACUGGAUUGAUAGCAGGAGGCGUGGAUACAACAAGCAUUACAUGUCUCUGGCUCUUGUACGAACUUUCCCGGAAUCCAGACUUCCAGGAUAAACUUUAUCAGGAGAUUGCAUCUGUCGUUGGUCCAAACGAGGAAUUAUCAGCGAAAAAUGUUCCAUCGCUUCUCAAAGCGGCUCUGAAGGAGUCGCAACGCAUGUAUCCAGUCGGAGGGUAUAUUGUUCCUCGUGUGUUUCGUAAAGACCUCGAAGUUCUCGGUUACAACAUCCCAGCUGGUGUGAAUAUUCUCUUGUUCGAACAUCUGCUGUCCAUCGACGAGCGUUAUUAUGGCGAAGACGCGAAGCAGUUUGUCCCCGAGCGAUGGCUGCGUGAUGAAACUGGAGAGAAGAAAGAAUUUCAUCCGUUUACUACAUUACCAUUCGGUUAUGGAGUGAGAAUGUGUCUGGGAAGGAGGAUGGCCGAGUCAAUCGUCAUUAUUUUGGUGAGCAAGAUUUUACUAAAUUAUCGCCUAGAAUACGUCGGGGAACCUGAUGUUAGUCGAAGUAUAAUAGAAGGGACCAUGCAACCAAACAAGCCUAUCCUACUAAAGGUCACAUCAAGAGAAAAGGUGACGAUGUAAACUGCAUGAUUAAAAAAUAAACUAAAAUUGCUAAUAGCUAAAAUGCGAUGCAGUAUCUUAUGUCAGUUAUGUGAUCUUGAAGGCAUGUGAGAGCAUGGCAAAUAAUAAUAUGAAUAAUUAAUGUGAUAAAAUUUCUCUGACUGGGUUAUUGCAUGCCGCUGUUAUCAGUUCCGAUGUUAACUCGAAUUAGGUUGUGUACCAAAACUAUACGUAAACAAUGUCUUUUUUUGAUAUAGUUUUCAUAUACAGUGUUAUCAGUUGAGUGAUAUAUGCCCAUGUUAGUAAAUAGAAACAUGCAUGGAAUAUCAAUGAUCAGUUCAUACUACAAAUGUUCUCCGGCAGGAAACGGUUAGCCCGUAAAGCGUUACGUUAGUUAACGAAUUCCAAUGACGUCCAACAUUCCGUUAAAUUUUAAUAGGGCAACUGUCACUUAUCAUUUUCGCGAAUUGUUAAGUGCAGGUGCAUGGUGCAUUAGUACUAGAAAGUUAAAACAUGGUUAAAAACUAGGGUUUAAAGGGUCUCAAUUUCGAGUGGAAUUAUACACACUUCAAAUUCAAGCCAGGAACAGUUGAAGAAAAAUGAGUCAACCAUAGGUCCUCAGUGGCAGGAAUCGAACCUACGCUUUUGCGAAUUGCGAUGACGGUCAGCAAUGCUCUUGCGACUGAGCUACUCAGGUAGCUGACAAGAGCAAGCGUGGUUCAUGUGCAUAGGGUGGUAAUGCCGGGAAUAGGUGAGGGUAAAUCAAUGCCAAAAAUCACAAUGGCUUGAACAAGUGACUUAAAGCGCAUUAUAAGAAUGAUUUUAUAACAACAAACUCUCUAUGGCCACGCCUGUCUGAAGCCUAAUGGUCGAAUUA